Messenger RNA from Astyanax mexicanus (Mexican tetra), 1077 nucleotides. Its product is annotated as polymeric immunoglobulin receptor-like. Lineage: Eukaryota; Metazoa; Chordata; Actinopteri; Characiformes; Acestrorhamphidae. The record is from RefSeq and is a predicted model, not a curated record. Bases 1 to 1077 code for a protein of 358 amino acids. The transcript has 6 exons.
AUGAAGAUCCUCCUCAUCUCCACCUUCUUCUUAAUCUCAGGUCCAGCAGCUUGCUUUGAUGUGAUUGGCUACUCAAGAGGCAGCAUCAUUAUCUACUGCAAUAACAAACAAAAAGUUGUGAAUGGUGGAUAUUUCUGUAAAGAAUCAACAGACCAGUGUGUGUUUCUGGAAUCUGAUCAAACACAGAACUCAUGGGAUCAUAAAGACAGAGUUUCUGUACGUCUCAGAUUCGAAUACCUUAGAGUUUUCUACAAAGAUCUGAGAUUGGAAGAUGCUGGAUCAUAUCGAUGUGGAGAGACUGGAGGGGCGAGUCAUGCUGUGAACCUGAGAGUGAAAACAGAUCCGUGUUGUCUGGGACCAAAGUCUGUGAUUGGUUAUCUGGGAGAAACCGUCACCAUCAACUGUAACUAUCCAGAGGAGUUUCAGACAAACAACAAGACCUUCAACAAACAGGUCGGGCCAUACUUAUCUCCUAUGAUCUCUACCACUGAUUCUCAGAAAGGAAGAUUCUCCAUCUCUGAUAACAGAAGAUCUAGAGUUAUCAGUGUGAGAAUCAGUGAUGUGAGAGAAGAUGGAGGAGUUUAUUACUGUGGAGAGCGGAUUGGAAGGAAUGAAGUCAGUUAUCUUCUCCUCUACACAGAGAUUCAUCUGCAGGUUUCUGCUUCAAGUCCCUCAAUCAUCAUCAUCAUCAUUUUGAGCAUCUGUGUGACUCUGCUGCUGAUUGGAGGACUAACACUGAUCUUCUUUAUUGUGAUUCUCAAGAAGAGACAAGGAUCUCCAAACAAGCAAAGUGGGACCAAUGAUCCAAUUGAUGUGGAUUCUGAAAAUGAUCCACCCAGAAAUAAUCAGAACUUCGGCAUGGAUUCAACCUACCAGAAUCAACCCCCCAACAUCAACCAAUCAGAUUCAGUCUACCAGAGCCUAGACCCAAAAAACAAUCAAUCAGAUUCGGUCUACCAGACUCUGAGCCCAAAUUCCAACCAAGCAGAUUCAGUCUACCAGAGCCUAGACCCAAAAACUAACCAAUUAAAUUCAGUCUACCAUAAUCUUAACCCAAAUGCCAACCAAUUCAAUUAG